UUUUUCACCUUCUACCGAAACCAAAAAUGACCCAACACCCCAGAUUAAUGAAGAAGUCAGAGCUUUCUUCCUCUGAGCUCUUCGUCUGGGGAGAGCCAGUUAUUUAAUCUUUCCGGAGGCGGGGACCAGAAGUUAUUCAGACCAGCCCCUCACUGCUACCGGAGUAGUUCAGGAAGCCAGAAUAUAUGGCUGGUAGCUCUGAGUUAGCCAACACAGAGUACCGGAGCAUGAAAGAAUUCUGGAGGAUUCUGCUGUUCUUCCUGACGCGGAGUCAGAUAGUCAUUGGAAACCAGGGUAGCAUUGUAGGAAGUUGCCCUUGUGAUUUGAAGCUGCUUGAUCCCCCGAAUCCUACACAGUGGCAAUUACUACUUACCAAUCUACAGGGAUAUGAAAGCUGCCACAACUACAUAAGGUUCCGCCUGCCCAGAAAAACUCUGUGUUCAAGCUCCAAAAACUCCUGGGUCCAGAAGCUAAGGACUUGCUUUGACAACCACGAAUGUAGAUUUGCCAGGACAUACCAAUCUGGAAAGCAGAGAACCCAGGAUGACUACCCCACUACCAAGAUCCAUAGCCCUAAACCCACAGGACUGGAUCGAUCACCCCCAUUCACCACCACUGAUCCAUUCUCUCAGACCAACCAGUCAACAACAGCCCGGCCGACAGGAAUGAGGAAUAGAUAUCUCAAUGACACCACCAGUGCCCUUUCAGGGAACAGCAGCAUGGAAAACCUGAAGUGGGAAGCUGAGAAUGGACAAAUGGACCAGCGGGGCACCUCUGCCACCAUACCUGUUCUGUGCCUACUUGGGAUUGUCUUUGUCCUUACUGGAGCUCUUGCUUAUGUCUUGUGUCGGAGGCGAUUAGCUGUAGAAUCUCCAAAUCAGCACCCCAAAGGUAAACAUGGGAUCCAGGUGUUCUGGUCCCAUAAAUCUCAGUUGCAUCAAGGACCAACGAAAUCUGCCCUUCUAGACUCAGUUCCCUUUCUAGCCCCUGGUCCUUCUUCUCAGAGGCUGCCUAAUAUACUAUAAAAAACACUGAAUUUCGAGUUGGAAGAACUGGGUUCAAAUCCUGGCUCUGCCACUAUGUGACUUUGCGCCUCCAUUUCCUCAUCUGUAAAAUGAGGGCCUUGGACUAGAUGAUCUCCAAAGUCCUUUCUAGCUUAUAUGAUGCUAUGAAAUAAUUUCCCCUUUCUGGACUUCAUUCUCAUCUGUACAACAAGGGAUUUAAAGACCUUUCCAAAUCAAAAUCUUAUAAUUUAAGUGGCAGAACCAGGAGCUGAAGCCAGAGUACAGUGCUCUGUCCGUUAUACCACAGUCUCCUAUUAAUCACUUUACAGAAGAGAAAACAGGGUUCCUAAGACUCAACUGAGAUCAUCCUUACCGGUUAAGGAGCACCUAAGCUAGUUAGUGACACAGUUAGGUCUUCUAUGACCAAGGUCCUCUGACUUUGAAUUGGUGGCUUCAUCUUGAGGAGCACUACAAUCACCACAUGCUGAGUGCCUACUAUAUGCAGAGCACCAUUUGGGCCUCUGAGAAUUCAAAGAAGCCAAGACAGUCUUUGAUUUUGAGAGUUUUAUUACCUGAUUGAGCAAACAGGAGAUAUCCCUAAAAAAGAUAGUUAACAGUGCAAGGAUUAGCCAAGUGCCAAAUGGCAGAGGUAGUCAACAUAGCACAGAGGGGGCCAGUUGAAAGGCUCCACACAUGACUUGAGAAGGGCUUCUGAGAUGGCAUAAGACUUAGAUAAACAGAGAGUAGGCCCAGAAACAUUCUAGGAUGGAUGAAUUAUUUGAACAAAGACAGAAGACAUGUUCUAAGAGCCAUUAAUAGGUCAGUUUUGCUAGAGCAGAGGAAAGGAAUGGUGGGAAAUAAAGUUGGAGAAAGAGGCAAGGCCCAGAUUGUAUAUAGUUUUGUUGCCUAGUUCCAUAGCCUUCAGGAAUACCCCUCACUACACACUGCCCACAACUCCCAUUCCCUUCAGGGGUCCAGCCUCCUUUUUAUCUCAUCUUUUUAGAUUUUGAGCUGAUAAUCCCUUGUGAGACAGAUCCACCUGACUCGAUAUAAGCCAUGCUUCAGCUAUCUGGAAACAGCUAGGCUUUUCUCCCAAGGCAACUAUUCUACAAUAAUAUUUGCUUCUCCCAUUGAAUCGAAAGAUCUGGUAUUAGUUUAAUUAAAUGUGAUUGUUUUCUAA
Messenger RNA from Phascolarctos cinereus (koala), 2184 nucleotides. RefSeq names its product C-X-C motif chemokine ligand 16 (gene CXCL16). The record is from RefSeq and is a predicted model, not a curated record. Lineage: Eukaryota; Metazoa; Chordata; Mammalia; Diprotodontia; Phascolarctidae. Gene Ontology annotation, biological process: positive regulation of cell migration; T cell chemotaxis; positive regulation of cell growth. Gene Ontology annotation, molecular function: low-density lipoprotein particle receptor activity; chemokine activity; scavenger receptor activity.